Ciona intestinalis (vase tunicate) is the source of this 563-nucleotide messenger RNA. NCBI's taxonomy places the organism in Eukaryota, Metazoa, Chordata, Ascidiacea, Phlebobranchia, Cionidae. The record is from RefSeq and is a predicted model, not a curated record.
ACUCGAUGACGUCAGGACUUUCACCUAACAAUGGGGAUUUCCCCGUCAACAUUUUUGGAACGUGAAAUUUCGUAUAAAUGUAGCUUUAUAAACUAAUGUCAUUACUCCACGAGAUUAUAAUGUCUCAAAUCGAAGCACCAGAGAACUGGCCUGAUAACGUCACUUUAUACAAACCAAUUGAAGAGAGCCAAAUACUGUUGAAUGAAAAUGCAGCUUCUCUCACUGUACAAGUAUUUAUGCACAUGACUGAACUAAGAGUUAAGGUUAUCCAGAAACACAAUGCUGAGUUUAUGUCACCUUCAACUGGACUACCAGUUUUAUUUUGUGGAAAUCUAGUUUUAUCAGAACCAAGUCCAAUCAUUAAUUUUCUUAAGAAAAAGGCAAACAAUCUAAGUUCACACCUAAACGAUGUGGAAAUAACUGAAUUGAAAGCUUACAUUGAACUUGUAAAAAAUGUUCUUGUGCCAGCGGAACUAUUUAUAACCUGGGCUCAUGAAGAUACAAUUAAAAAGAUCACUUAUAAAAGGUAUGGAAGUCCUUAUAAGUGGCCGCUGAAACAUAUU